AUGGAGAACUUUGAAACCUACAAAGCUGACAAAUCGUUGUGGAUGAUGAAGUUCCCUCCGAUCAUCUCCGAGACCUGGUCCUCAGUUGCCUCCACCUCCGUCGACUCGUUGCCAAGGACUCCUCCGAUCUCCUCCAGCCGGAGGGAGGACUCCUACACCCCCCCCCAAUUUACUAUGGAGAUGGAAAUGGAGACAACUGGGCCGAAAAGUUAUUCUCUCAACAUGUCCAAGGAUUUAAUUUCCAUGGGUAUUAUCUCCAAGUCGACUCAAGGAUGUUCUGCUAUGGAAGGAAAGGUGGAACAUAAAUUUGAUAUGGAACCCCACUAG
Salvia hispanica is the source of this 327-nucleotide messenger RNA. Lineage: Eukaryota; Viridiplantae; Streptophyta; Magnoliopsida; Lamiales; Lamiaceae. The record is from RefSeq and is a predicted model, not a curated record.